AUGACUAAGCAGACUCCGCGGGUUACCGAAGGCCUCCACCAGAAGCUCAAUAGUCGUCACCUCACGUUCAUCAGUCUGGGCUCGGUCAUUGGCACAGGCAUCUUCUUGGGCAUUGGCUCAGCGCUUACUACUGCGGGACCUGUCGGUUUGGUUUUGGGUUAUGUCGUGAUAUGCUCCGUCGUCUUCUGCGUCAUGCUGUGCGUCGGCGAGAUGGUGACAUAUCUGCCCGUCGUGGGCGCCCACCUGAGACUCUCCGGACGUUUUGUUGACCCGGCACUUUCUGCGGCCAUGUCUUGGAACUACUGGUACUGCUGGGCGUUGAUUGCAGCUGCCGAAACGUCAGCCGUCGCCGUGCUCGUCACGUACUGGACCCAAUCCGUCCCUGGCGGCGUGUGGAUAGCGCUCUGUCUCGCACUCGCUCUGGCAGUCAACCUCUGUGGUCCGCGGCUGUAUGCAGAGGUCGAGUUCUACAUGUCCACAAUCAAGGUCAUCACCAUUGUCGGACUGAUUAUCCUGUCCAUCGUUCUCGACGCCGGCGGAGGUCCAAGCCACGACUACAUUGGCUUCAGGUACUGGAAAAACCCAGGCCCCUUUGUGCAGUAUGAAGGGAUAGGCGGCUCGCUGGGACGCUUCCUAGGUUUCUUUUCCGGCCUGACCACGGCCUCCUUCUCGUCGAUUGGCGCUGAGAUGCUGGCCCUGGCCUCGGCCGAGACCCGUAACCCUCGCAAGAUCCUGCCCACCGCGUUGCGGGCGACGUGGAUCCGUGUUCUCCUUUUUUACUUUUUGGGCGCCUUUUGCGUCAGCCUCAUUGUGCCAUCCGACGACUCUCGCCUGGGCUCAUCUUCCACGGCCUCUGCCAGUCCCUAUGUCAUUGCGAUUCAGCAGGCCGGCAUCAAAGCACUCCCCAGUAUCAUAAACGCUUGCAUCAUCACGUCCGCCGUCUCUGCCACCGUGUCAGAUAUUUACACCGCUUCGCGAACUCUCCAUUCCAUGGCAGGCACGGGCUUCGCGCCGAACGUCUUUUCAAAGACUACCACUUGGGGAUCCCCCUGGCUUGCUGUCCUGGCCACGUGGGCCAUGAGCCUGCUAGCUUUUUUGGCAGUCGGGUCGAGUUCGACCAGCGUUUUCAACUUUUUCCUCCAACUCACCGCUCUAGCGGGAAUCAUUACUUGGCUCUGCAUUGCCGUCACCUACCUCCGCUUCCGCGCGGGCAUGAAUGCCCAGGGCAUCAGUCGCGCAUCCUUACCCUUUAAGAAUCGAUUUACAUGUGUUGGCGCCUACUGGAUCAUCGUCGUCAUCUCCUCGGUGCUGCUGUUCAGCGGCUGGCCCGUCUUUAGAAAGGGCAAGUGGGACACUACCCAGUUCUUUGGCAAUUAUCUGCCCAUUGGCGUGUUCGUUGUGGUCUUUACGGCCUUUAAAGUUGGCAAGAAGAGCAGGUUUGUCAGAGCGUCAGAGAUGGAUCUCACGACGGGAUUGGAUGAGAUUGAGAGAAGAGCCGCCCAGGCCAAUGAGGAGGAAGCGCCCCGGGAACGGAAACGGUGGUCGAUCAGGAUGAAGCAUGUUUUCAAGAGGCUCGUCAGCUGA
Molecule: messenger RNA, 1584 nt
Organism: Xylona heveae TC161
Lineage: Eukaryota; Fungi; Ascomycota; Xylonomycetes; Xylonales; Xylonaceae
Product: amino acid transporter
Exons: 2
Coding region: 1-1584 (527 amino acids)
Biological process (GO): amino acid transmembrane transport
Cellular component (GO): membrane
Molecular function (GO): amino acid transmembrane transporter activity
Source: RefSeq, a predicted model, not a curated record